Messenger RNA from Pundamilia nyererei, 2275 nucleotides. RefSeq names its product adenylate cyclase activating polypeptide 1a (pituitary) receptor type I (gene adcyap1r1a). Lineage: Eukaryota; Metazoa; Chordata; Actinopteri; Cichliformes; Cichlidae. Gene Ontology annotation, biological process: adenylate cyclase-modulating G protein-coupled receptor signaling pathway; cell surface receptor signaling pathway. The record is from RefSeq and is a predicted model, not a curated record. The transcript is spliced from 15 exons. The coding region runs from base 553 to 1992 and encodes 479 amino acids. Gene Ontology annotation, cellular component: plasma membrane. Gene Ontology annotation, molecular function: peptide hormone binding; vasoactive intestinal polypeptide receptor activity; G protein-coupled peptide receptor activity.
CCCCGCACGCACGCGACGCAAAGACGUGAGGAGGAUGUUUUUUCUUCCACCACAUCCCAGACUUUGAAAAUCUGUCUCCUCCCCGCGCUGCGUCGAUGCACUUGUAGACUAAACAGCUGUCUCACUUGGCUUUCUGCGUGUCUGACGAGGCGAGAACCCCGAAGGUACUGACACCUUCAUCAUCAUCAUCAUCCUCCUCCUCUUCCACCUCAUCGUGGUGCCGCAGCAGCCAAAGCGGUGAGUGCGUCCUGCAGCAGCAGCAGCAACAACAGCAGCAGUAACGGCACCUGUCUAUUUUUCCCAGGACGGGCUUUUCUUGUUUUUUUAAUUGUCUUAGGAGUGAAAACAAGGUAGAAACACCGCCGCAGAACCGUAAAUGCCGAUAGCUCCAUGUGCAGACAUUUGCGCCGGUGAAAAUUAGGCAUCGAGCCCUUGAUGAAGCACGGUGACGCUGUGGGGAGCAUUUUUAGUGCAUCCCUUUGAAAACACACAGGCACACACACACACACGAAGAUAGCAAGGAGCCUUUUGGAUGCAAACACUUCCCAGGGGAUGAUGAGAGGCUUCCUGCUGACUGCAAUCUUUCUGUUGCCCUUGGUGGCCUCCGAGUCUGAGCACUGCGUAAUAAAGCGUGAACAUGAUAAAUGCAUGGAGAGGAUCGCAAUGCACAAAUCAGAUGGAGAAGAAUAUGCAUGUGAUUGGAUGUGGGACAAUCUUACCUGCUGGCAAGCGGCCAAUGUUGGGGAGGUUGUGGAGGUUAACUGUCCGGAGCUCCUUCAUGACUACACGGUCCCUGAAGAUGAAAUGGGGAAGGUCAGUCGUAACUGUACUGAAUAUGGAUGGUCAGAGCCUUUUCCUCACUAUGCGGAAGUCUGUUUCUUCUAUGACAACACUACCAAACUUGAUCCAUACUACGCAUCAGUCAAAGCCCUCUACACAGUCGGCUACAGCACGUCGCUUGUGUCUCUGACUACAGCCAUGGUUAUUCUCUGCAGGUUCAGGAAGCUCCACUGCACCAGGAACUUUAUUCACAUGAAUCUGUUUGUGUCCUUCAUUUUGAGAGCCAUCUCAGUCUUCAUCAAGGACGGCGUGUUGUACGCUCAGGAAGACAGCGACCAUUGCUUCGUGGACACAGUGGCAUGUAAAGCAGUGAUGGUUUUCUUCCAUUACUGUGUCAUGUCCAACUAUUUCUGGCUGUUCAUUGAAGGUCUGUAUCUCUUCACUCUGCUGGUGGAGACUUUCUUUCCCGAGAGACGCUACUUCUACUGGUAUACCAUUGUUGGGUGGGGAACUCCCACAAUUUGUGUGACUGUUUGGGCUGUUCUGAGGCUCCAUUUUCAUGACACUGGAUGCUGGGAUACGAAUGAGAACACUGCCCUCUGGUGGGUGAUCAAAGGACCUGUGGUGGCAUCUAUAAUGAUCAAUUUCGUCCUCUUCAUUGGAAUAAUCGUGAUCCUGGUCCAGAAGCUGCAGUCGCCUGAUAUCGGAGGAAAUGAAUCGAGCAUUUACCUCAGCUGUGCUCAGAAAUGCUUCAGUGAGCCCACACAGGCUGUUCAGCAUUCGUGCAGGAUGUCAGAGUUAUCCACCAUCACACUGCGUCUGGCACGCUCCACCCUCCUGCUCAUCCCUCUCUUUGGUAUUCACUACACCGUGUUCGCCUUCUCACCUGAAGAUGUCAGUAAGAGGGAGAGGCUUGUGUUCGAGCUGGGCCUUGGAUCCUUCCAGGGCUUUGUGGUGGCUGUCCUCUACUGUUUCCUCAAUGGAGAGUUUCUCCCUGAAGGUGCAAUCGGAGAUCAAGAGGAAAUGGCGCAGCUGGACGGUGAACCGGUACUUUGCUGUGGACCUGAAGCAGCAGAGGCAUCCUUCGUUGGCCAGCAGUGGAGUGAACGGCGGGACUCAACUGUCGAUCCUCAGCAAGAGCAGCUCGCAGAUACGCAUGUCGAGCCCGCUGGCGGAGAAUGCCAACAUCAGCCUCCCGACCUGAGCAUCUGAUUUGCUAGAAUCAACUUCAAGGUGCCGUUCCACUUACCUACAUCAGACCAACCAGAGCAGACCAAAGUGGCCCCUCAAACCUCUUGCAUGUAGUUAAUUCACCUUUAGAAAAUUAAUCUUUCUGAAAACAUUUACUGGAGAUUUUAUGUCUUUAUAAUUUAAUAUUGAAGUAAUAUAUUUAAUUUAUCUCACUACCUUAGACUACUUUAGGUUGCAAUUUUUAUGAUUAAUGACUUAAAAUGAAUAUUUUUGCACAACUUAAAUUACAUUUUAUUGAUUUAAA